Messenger RNA from Lolium perenne, 749 nucleotides. NCBI's taxonomy places the organism in Eukaryota, Viridiplantae, Streptophyta, Magnoliopsida, Poales, Poaceae. The record is from RefSeq and is a predicted model, not a curated record.
AUGGAGCGGGGCAGGUGGGACCCAUGGCCACGUCACCAUCUUCAAGCCGUAGCCAGAGAGAAACGCACGCAGUUUCAGUUUCGGGAGUUUACACCCAAAUUGAUUUCGGGCGAUUUAAGCCACCAAUUGACGCACCGUUUCUUCCUACUUAAAUCCAUUCUCUCCUCUCUAUUUCCCUCCAAACGGAACAUCCCGAGAGCCCCAGGCUGCUUGAAUUUUAGCUCGCAAAUUCACUGUACCGGCGAGUUCCCGGGACAAAUUCGCGACCAAGCCAUAUUCAUCUGUGAGCACAUCCGCGGGGAAGUUUUUCGGCGAGUUUCCGGCGAGCGACUGCGCGUGAACCAGGGAGUAGAACACACCAUCGACCCUCCAUCAUUGUCUUCAGCUCGUCGAUUACCUCACGGACGUCGAGGACCAAACGCGAGUUCAUCCACGAUCCAGGGAGCAACCUCUCCUCCAAUUGUGAUUGUGUUGAUUGCAACGAGUGUUUCUGCGAAGAGUGUACCAACUCCUCCUCUCACCAAGGUAUCCCUAGCUGCUGAAGAAGAUGUUAGGAUCACGAGUCUUUGCCCAACAUGUCUGCCUGUGGCAUCCGUGAAGGAAGAGGACUCCAUGCUAUUUGCUUUCCGCUUGAUGUUGAACUCUGAUUUAUGUUUAUGCUAGCCCUUGAGCUAUGCAAGUUGUAUCAAACUAUUUUAUUUCCGCUGGAUCUUAGGUUGUAAUGAAGACCUUUGCUACUUGGUAUUUCA